Bombus pascuorum is the source of this 3684-nucleotide messenger RNA. Its product is annotated as membrane metallo-endopeptidase-like 1. The transcript is spliced from 18 exons. Gene Ontology annotation, cellular component: plasma membrane. NCBI's taxonomy places the organism in Eukaryota, Metazoa, Arthropoda, Insecta, Hymenoptera, Apidae. Gene Ontology annotation, molecular function: metalloendopeptidase activity. Gene Ontology annotation, biological process: protein processing. Bases 556 to 3462 code for a protein of 968 amino acids. The record is from RefSeq and is a predicted model, not a curated record.
AUUAAUAGAUAGAAAGUAGUAUGUAUAUAUGUAUUUGAUAAGUCUUUUAAUCGUUUAAAAUAAUAUCACGAAUGUCGAUGAACAUGAUAGUUGGUCUAUUUCUUUUGAGAUAUACCUUAUAUUUAGACGAUCCGUCAAUGUUAAUUUAAAUUUGGCAAAAGAAUUUGAAUUUUUUAACGUGUAUUAUAUUCGUAUAUCUCGAACAUUGUACGACUAACUCUUCGAUAGAAUAUCAAAUAAGAUAAGGAAUAGAAUGAUAGAAUGAAUGAUGCAAUGCAUAUUAUUUUGCUGAAUAAAUGUUAACGUGCAAUGUAUAUUACUUUACACCGCCAAAGUAACGCGAAUGGUGAUGAUGCUACACAGUAUUGAUACAAAAUGUAUACUAUCAGCGCUUAUCAUCAACAUACUCAGGGUCUUUCCGUUUUCUGUAAAUAUAAAAUCGCCAACUGCGAUAGAUUCUGCACUUUAUAAAUCGGAAGUUUGGAUAUCGGAGGAUACGUCCAUAACGCCUGUUCCUUUUAUUUUCUUAUUCGUUAUAUCAUUAACGCUAGUAUAAUGAAAUUCACGUGGAUUAUCGUAUUUUUGGCUGCCAUUGCAGCCGAUGUCAAUAGCAUAUUGAACAACUCCUUUGGUUUACGAUGGUUAUUAAGUGCAACUACAGAAGAAUCAAAACUAAAGGAAGAACGACCGCUUUGCCUUACUCAACAAUGCAAGUACCUUGCGAAGUCAUUACGAGAGAGUAUGAACCAAAGCGUGAAUCCAUGCGAAGAUUUCUACGAGUAUUCGUGUGGCAAUUGGCCAAAGCAUAAUCCACUUCCUGUUGACGAAAACCAAUGGAAUUUCUUAGUCAAGGCAGAAAGAAAGGUCGAUGACCGUCUUAAAGAAAUUAUGGAAGAGGAAGUGAAACCUGAUGAUCUGCGUGCAACAAAAUUCGCUAAAAUGGCGUUUAAAGCUUGCUUGGACACAGACGAGAUAGAAAGAAUUGGUCUUCAGCCACUUGUAUCUACAAUGUGGAGGACAGGUGGCUGGCCAUUAAUAAUGAAGAAAGAUGAAUGGGAUCAGGAAAUAUACAAAUGGCAAAUUGUGGACGAUUACUAUGCUCGUUUGACAGGAUUAAAUAGUUUCCAUGAUGUACAGGUUCCCAUGAGGUACUUGAUCUAUAAUGAAAGAUCAAGGCUGUUUGUCGAUACUCCUCGAUUAUCGGCAAAAGUGGACAGACUUCUAGAUUUCGAUGAAAUCUACGUAGCUAGCAGCGAAGAAGACGACCUCGAAGAAGAAAGUCAGGAACGAGGUAGCGAGGAAUGGCCACGCUCUAAAGAAGACGACGAAUUUCAAAUGCUAGAAAAGGAAAUCGUUAAGAAAAAUAUUAAUAAUCGUACGAUUCACAGGGAAAGAAUAAGUGAAAAGAUCAAGACGAUGAAGAAACAUGCCAUGGAGAUACAGUUAAAAGAAGGAACGAAAGGGGCCAUAACGCGAGCAAGAGUUGGUAACAAGAGACGAUACGUGGAAAGAAUUGUUAAGUCGUGGGAAUAUGAGUUAAUAUAUAAAUCUGAUAGCGUUGGAAAAUCUACAGAAACGAACAGUGGAAAGAGUCACGAAAGAAUAGAGGAUACGAAUAACGACUUGUACUUUGACGACGAUGAUAAUGAAAGUGAAGGCAUCAGCGCGGAUCAAGGAGAAUACAAUAGCGGCGGUAAAAUCGAUGAAAACGAUGAAGAGAAUGAUAAUAGCAAUAAUGCUGCGAGUGGUAGCGGUAGUGGUGAUUAUGAAUGGGACGACGAAGACGGUAAUGGGAGCGGUGACUAUGAACGGGAUGACGAAGAUAGUAGUGGAAAUGGCAGCGGCGAUUACAAGGAUAAUGAUAACGAAAAUAGAGAUGACGACGAUAGCGAUAAUAGCGAUAACUAUGACGGAACUAGUAAAAAAGAUAUGGAAGUGGAAAAUAAGAGAAAAAUGUACGCAGAGUAUAUACUAAAUGUUAGCAUAGCGCUUUCUGAAGCAAGAGGCGUUUCAAUACCAAGGGAAAGGCUCCUGGAAGACAUUGGCGACUUGCUUAAAUUUCAAAUAAGACUUCUAACGUACAUACACAAAUACAAGAAAGCGCUGACCGCUGAACUUAAAGCACUUCAAAACAGAUACGGUGCUUUGAAGGCUUGGACGGAAAACGGGAAAAUUAACUGGAUGACGAAAAUAAAAGAUGUGUUUGCUACUGGAGGUAUGGAAAUUCCUGACGAUUAUGUCUUAACUUCAGCCGAUGAUUAUAUCAAAGCGUUGACAAAAUUAUUAGAUAGAACUCCAAGUAGAAUAAUUGUGAAUUACAUACAUUGGAAUUUUCUUAGUAAAGUGAUACACGCAACUACGAAAAAAAUGAGAGAAUUAUACUAUAAUUGGGAUGGUAAAGUACCCACAAGGAGAACAAACUACUGUGUCGAAGAAAUGAAUGCGGUAAACAUUCUGGGAUACGAAUAUGUGAAACGAUAUUUACCAGAAGAAGUUCUACAAGCGGCUUCAGAUACUGUAAACGACAUCCAAAGAGAAGUUGAAUAUCGAGUCAAAAAUUCAACUGGGGUGGACAUUGGAGUCGGACAUAUUAUUUUGGAUAAAUUAAUAUACAUGAAGAAACAGAUCGAGUAUCCGAAAUCAUAUCGAAAUAUUACUAUCAUGAAAGAACGUUUCAGAGGCCUUAGCGCUAGCAAGUCGCAUUUCGAAAACAUGUUAAGCAUUAUGAGAUAUAAGAAAUGGAGAAAUCUAAAAACUUUAUUCUCGGAAAAUGAUGCUUCCGAAGCAUUUGGAGAACGUACAAGCGACAACUUUAAUCCCUUGCUAGUAAACACCAUGUUCUCACUAUGGCAAAAUAACAUUCAAAUAACAGCAGCAAAUUUUCAACAGCUCCUCUUUGAUUUUAGACAACCAUGGUACACAAGUUAUGGUAUUAUCGGACUAGUCAUGAGUCAUCAAAUAAAUCAUGGUUUUAGUGUUAUAGAUCGUAUGUUCGACAAAGAUGAUGAUAUCACGGUCUGGUCACGUAAAAUGAAAGACGCGUACCGCAAAAGAGCGCAAUCUUUCAUAGAUCAAUUUACGAGAUAUGGUGUUUUGGAGAAAAAAGUAGGAGAUUCUAUACUACAGAAUUAUGAUCUGCAAACAUCAGGUGAAAAUAUUGUAGACACAAUGGCCUUAAACUAUGCAUUUGAAGCUUACAAACGAAGGUUACGAGAAUGUGGAAAAUCAGACGUUAUGCUACCAGGAUUAGAGCACAUGAGUAACGAGCAACUAUUCUUCUUGUCCUUUGCUAAUUUGUGGUGUGAAGUGAUAAAACCGGACAAGUUAAAAGAGGAAAUAAGAGACGAUCUACACCGUCCCGGUUUGUUAAGAGUAAUUGCUUCGAUAUCUAAUUCUAAAGAUUUCGCUGAAGCUUACAAUUGCCCAUUAAAUAGCCCUAAGAAACCCAACGGAGAAAUGUAGUAUAUGAGAAUAAAGAGAUUAUGUAUCAUUGAUUGGAUAGAAAAUUCAUAAAAGAUAAAUAAUUAAUCGUCGAAGUAUUUGAAAUUUUAAAUACUUCUACGCGUUCAUGACAAUUAUAAUUAAGUAUAAUUUGUACUAAUAAAAUAUGUAUAUCGUAUAUUUUUAUUCGAAAAUCAACUUUUCGCGUCAAAAAAUGUGAAAACAAUAAAAUUAUGAAAUUCA